Messenger RNA from Monosiga brevicollis MX1, 321 nucleotides. RefSeq lists its product as uncharacterized. The annotation marks the transcript as partial. The transcript has 3 exons. Lineage: Eukaryota; Choanoflagellata; Craspedida; Salpingoecidae. The record is from RefSeq and is a predicted model, not a curated record.
ACAGGAGCCCAAGGGCCCGUUCCCCUUCUGGAUUCACCUUUCAACUGGAAAGCCAAGGACGCCGUCACCAAACAGCAGAUUAUCCAACAGCGCGAAGAGUUCUGGGCCACCUCCCCGGCUUACGGUGGCCGGCAAGAAAUAUGGGAUGCAUUGCGAGGGGCGUGCGAGGCCGAGGACAUUGCCCUGGCCCGAGCCAUCCUAGAUUCGGCUGGUGUUCGCCUUGUCGACGGUACUCUUCGUGUUGCAUAUGAUGAGCUUGGUCAUCGCUAUGACAUUCCGGCGUUUUGUAUCGCCCUUCCGGUCAAUGUUAUUGGUACGAGG